AUGCUCCAAGCAGCACUGAACUGCAGAGCAGGCAUCCGAGAUACGGUCACGGUAGCGCACCUUAACACUGACCAGAUCACGCAGUUGGUUUCAGUCGCGACUGUAAACCUGUUUUCAACAUGCGCAGGAAUGCAGCCAUACCUCUAUGGAGUCAAUGCUGCGGCAUACAUGAAGAAAGUUGUCCACUUGCGGCUCACAAAGGCAGACCGCUCUUUGGUGCUGCAACCGUUCCGACCUACGCCGUUACAGAGCCAUUUUUCUGAGAGCACUCUCUGUCCUGUAGUUGAUUUUCAGCCCUCGCCUGAGAUCCGCGACCAAUUUCUACUCAUCGGAGACAAGAUCGACGCCAACGCGUUCUCCCGGGACCUUGUGCUUAAUACGGUCGUCGAGGUUCCUGACCGCAAUGUGGCGGUGCCUAUCUGGGGACAAUUCCAGCAACUGCACGAGGGCUCACAAUCCAACAUGUUCACCACUGACGCUCAGGUGCCGCGGUCGACGAACGAUAAAGGCUGGGUCUUCUGCGAGAUCAACCGAGUAAAUCGUGACUUUCAGUUCUGGGCUGCCGACCCUGUUGAGGAGGCCCUCUCGCGGCAACUAUUGCGGCGCAUACAGGAAUGGAGUACCGGCAACGGCCUCUCCUAG
Bipolaris maydis ATCC 48331 is the source of this 642-nucleotide messenger RNA. RefSeq lists its product as uncharacterized. The record is from RefSeq and is a predicted model, not a curated record. NCBI's taxonomy places the organism in Eukaryota, Fungi, Ascomycota, Dothideomycetes, Pleosporales, Pleosporaceae.